UGUCUUACUAAGUCAGCAAUUUUACUGAUGUGAUAAUUUAAUGCCAUGGAAUUCUUGUGAAACUCGGAACUGACCUAACGAUGUCGUGGUCAUCUCCAGCUCAAGGAUCCGCCCCGUCGCUGCGUCUGAGGCACCUGACUUCGCCUGAGAGAUCUUGGUUCUCCGCCACGACGGCAACAACCCAUGGGCGACCAACCUACCUCUGUCUCCCUCACGGCCGUCACCUUCUUCCCUCGGGUCAUUUUCCGCCACCAAUCCACCAUCACCGUCCGCACGAACCGAACCCCUCCUCCCGAGCUCCGAGCUCGAGGGGUCAUUGCAUUGCUUCUCGCUUCACCUCGCCUCUGCGGUUGCUCUGCCAGGCUGCCCGCCACCGCCUCCUUUCUCCGUCCCAUAAAACAGAAACAUGAAUGCUGUGAGCAAUGAAGUGACGAGUGAGUGUGUUUAGGGUGGAGUAUAAUAUGGUGGAUUAAACAAGGUGCAACUGUGCAAGUAGGAGUACUCACUCUCCUCAACAGUGCGGCAUUUAAGAAAACCAAUUGACCUCCAUGGCUUGAGCUUCCGUUCCCCACUAUAAAUACUUGCUGCAAUCUCUUCUUCUUCCCCACCACCGAAGCACCAGGAGGCAGGAGCACUCCUCAGAGGAAGCAGGGAAGGAAGCUUCCUCAGAGCAGAGCACACCCUGCAGCUGCAGAGCAUCGCAAGACAGUAAGCUGCAGCGACAGAGCGGGAUGAGCCGGGGCGGCCUGGACCUGAAGCUGCACCUGUCGCCCCCGGCGGCGGCGGCGGCGGCGUCGCCGGCGUCGUCGUCGGACGAGGAGUGGUCGUCGUCGUCGCCGAGCUCGUGCCUGUCGUCGGAGGGCGAGCGGGAGCCGCCGCAACGGGGGCACCACGGGCUGCAGUGGUCGGACAGCCCGGAGGCGACGUCCAUGGUGCUGGCGGCAUGCCCGCGCUGCCUCAUGUACGUCAUGCUCUCCGAGGCGGACCCGCGCUGCCCGCGGUGCCGCAGCCCCGUCCUCCUCGACUUCCUGCACCAUGCCGGCGCCGGCGCCCGCGGCAACGCCAACGGCGGCCGGGAGGGCGGCAACUACGGCUGCAAUAGCACCCCCGGCGGCAGUGGCGGCGGCGGCAGGAGGAACAGGAGGUCGUGAUCGUUCGCGGAGCCGCCGCAUCGGGAAACAAGAAGUUUUCCCCAAUUAGUAUUAGUAUCAUCAGUAGCGCUCCAAUGAUUAAUUAUGUCGUCGAAAGAAAAAGAACUGCUCCAGUGUAACCAUGAUAUAUCAUCUCCGCCGCCGCCGGCGACGGCGAGGUGGUAACCGUGGUAUAUCACGGAUACACUGGAGAGAAAUGGAACAUGAGAUCAUUCGUGCUCAGAUGCAGGACCAAAAGCCUCUUGUUUGCUUC
This is a messenger RNA of Setaria italica (foxtail millet), 1404 nucleotides long. RefSeq lists its product as uncharacterized. Bases 732 to 1151 code for a protein of 139 amino acids. NCBI's taxonomy places the organism in Eukaryota, Viridiplantae, Streptophyta, Magnoliopsida, Poales, Poaceae. The transcript has 2 exons. The record is from RefSeq and is a predicted model, not a curated record.